UCGAGAGUUCCGAUCGUGAAGAUCUCAGACCAGACGUCGGGCGUCCACUGCGACAUCUCGAUGCAGAACGACCUCAGCCUGUACAAGGAUGCUUUGCUUCGCUCCUACGUCAAGAUCGACAGUCGCUUCCAGAAGCUCGUGGCGCUUGUCAAGACCUGGGCGAAGGCGAGGGCGAUCAAUGAUGCGGCUGCUCACACUCUCAACUCCUUCGGGUACACGCUGCUGAUCAUCCAGUUCCUCCAGGUCUGCUCGCCCCCAGUCUUCCCC
Molecule: messenger RNA, 267 nt
Organism: Guillardia theta CCMP2712
Lineage: Eukaryota; Cryptophyceae; Pyrenomonadales; Geminigeraceae
Exons: 1
Biological process (GO): RNA 3'-end processing
Molecular function (GO): nucleotidyltransferase activity
Source: RefSeq, a predicted model, not a curated record